This is a messenger RNA of Prunus persica (peach), 1626 nucleotides long. RefSeq lists its product as uncharacterized. The record is from RefSeq and is a predicted model, not a curated record. The transcript has 4 exons. Bases 1 to 1626 code for a protein of 541 amino acids. Lineage: Eukaryota; Viridiplantae; Streptophyta; Magnoliopsida; Rosales; Rosaceae. Gene Ontology annotation, molecular function: protein binding.
AUGGCUUGUCUUCCAUUAUUGAAGAUCCUUGAUCUCAGACAGUGUCAUAGCCUUACUGAAACUACUGACUUCUCAUGUUGCCCCAAUCUAGAGAAAUUGGUUCUUGUAGACUGUGAAGGCCUGGUUGGUAUCAAUGAAUCCAUUGUAAAACUAGAGAGACUUGCUUACUUGAGUAUGAAGAAUUGCAAAAAUGUUAGGAUGCUUCCUAAAAACAUCUUCACGCUAAAAUUGCUUGAAACAAUUAUUGUAUCUGGUUGCAAAAAUCUUAGUGAGUUCUCAAUUGAGAUGUUGUGGAACAUGGAGUCUCUGAAAGUGCUUGAGACAGAUGGAAUUCCAAUAGGUGAAUUCUGGCCAGGAAGAAGUUUAUCUAUCUUGAGUUGUUUACAAUCCUCCUUAGUAGAGUUGAGUCUUCAGGGGUGCAAUCUUUCAGAUGAUUCCUUUCCUAGGGAUUUUAGUAAUCCAGCCUCGUUGCGGAUACUAAAUCUAGGGCACAAUCCAAUUUGUUGCCUUCCAAAUUGUGUCCAAGGAUUAACAGGGCUCAAUGAACUCUUCUUUUGGGAAUGUAGAAGGCUCAAGUCCCUUGUGAGGUUACCAAAAGUAGGCCGACUGCACCUGGAAUUUUGUGUAUCACUGAAAAAAAUAGCAAAUCAAUCCGAUCAGUUUCAAAAACACACUACCUCCUGCUUUCACAACGACAAUCUAGUUGAAUGGGAGUAUAACUACAAGCUAGAACCCAUUGGAAGAGUUGAUGUAAAGAUUAUCAACCUUUUGGGCUUGUGCAAGUUGGAAUCCAUGGCACGGAUUCGGCUUCGAAAACCAUACCAGUCAAGUAAUGGUGACGAUCUGAAUCCUGUCCAGGGACUGUACGAACGUGGUAUAUUCAGCACAUUUUUUGCAGGGGAGGAGGUUCCUGGCCAGUUCAGCCAUAAAAGUGGAGGGUCCUCAAUAUCUUUUACUGUGCCUUUACUUGAUAAUUAUCACAGAAUUGGAGGCUUGAAGGUCUUUGCUGUGUACACAAAACAUGCCAAUGAUUCUCCUUGGGCUUUACCUGGGCCAAUGAUUACUAGAGUCAGAAAUAAGAGCAAGGGCCUCAAGUGGAUCUAUGCCCCAUCACACUGCGGUAUUCCAGGUAAAGGAGAAGACAUGACAUGGUUAAGCCAUUGGAAUUUGGAGGAGGAGGUUCACUUGGAUGGUGGCGAUCAAAUGGCUGUUUCUGUAAUUAUGGAACCUUGGCUCCUGGUAAAGGAGUUUGGCAUCCAGCUUGUGCAGCAGCUGCAAAGUACCCAACACAAAACCAUUGAUCCUUAUAAUGUUGUAUGUGUCACGAGUGGACAUCCAGAUCAAUAUCAGCCAGGAGUAUUCUUGCUCUCACGCAGAAGUGUACCGAUAAAAGAUCCGAUUUGGUUCAAUAAGAUCCUUGGAGACUCUGAUGAAGAAGAUACGACAGAAGAAGAGCAAACAAUUGCAGCAGCCAAGACAGACGGAAAUAUUAACUCCAGAGGCCUCCUCCGUGGCUGGAAGUCGCUCAUCACUGCCGCUCGCUUCUUUCUCACGCUUCUCUUAUCACUCGCUCUUCUUCACUUUCUCACAAAAAGAAGGGACAGUCCAAAAGCCAUGGAUGGAUGA